Yamadazyma jaroonii is the source of this 189-nucleotide messenger RNA. The record is from the annotation of a GenBank genome assembly. NCBI's taxonomy places the organism in Eukaryota, Fungi, Ascomycota, Pichiomycetes, Serinales, Debaryomycetaceae.
AUGGGUAGAGUUAUUCGUAACCAAAGAAAGGGUGCUGGUUCUAUCUUUACCUCUCACACUAAAGGUAGAAAAGGUGCUGCCAAAUUAAGAACCUUAGAUUAUGCUGAAAGACACGGUUACAUCAGAGGUGUCGUUAAGUCAAUCAUCCAUGAUCCAGGUCGUGGUGCUCCAUUAGCUAAAGUUGUCUUC